Molecule: messenger RNA, 4275 nt
Organism: Talpa occidentalis (Iberian mole)
Lineage: Eukaryota; Metazoa; Chordata; Mammalia; Eulipotyphla; Talpidae
Gene: ST8SIA1
Product: ST8 alpha-N-acetyl-neuraminide alpha-2,8-sialyltransferase 1
Exons: 6
Coding region: 254-1324 (356 amino acids)
Biological process (GO): N-glycan processing; oligosaccharide metabolic process
Molecular function (GO): alpha-N-acetylneuraminate alpha-2,8-sialyltransferase activity
Source: RefSeq, a predicted model, not a curated record
GAAGCGGCGGGAGCCCCCGGCCGCCGCCGCCGCUCUGCGCGCUCCAGACCCCGGCGCCCGCCUUCUGCAGGGGAAGCCUCUAAUGGCUCUGGCUCGUGACUUGCCCCUCGGCCACUUCCCCUGAAAGAAAUCCUUGGAAAAAGUUGCAUUAAAAAAAAACCCCUCACGCCGACCUUUGGGGCCGCGGGGGCCGGAGAGACGUGCGUGGGGUUGCGAGGAAGAGAGCCGAAGCCCCCUUCCCGGGACUCCUGCGAUGAGCCCCUGCGGGCUGGCCCGCCGACACACGUCCAGAGGGGCCAUGGCAGUACUGGCCUGGAAGUUCCCGCGAACCAGGCUGCCGGUGGGGGCCAGUGCCCUCUGCGUCGUGGUCCUGUGCUGGCUCUACAUCUUUCCCGUCUACCGGCUGCCCAACGAGAAGGACAUCGUGCAGGGGGUUCUGCAACAGGGCACGGCGUGGAGGAGGAACCAGACAGCGGCCAGAGUCUUCAGGAAACAGAUGGAGGACUGCUGUGACCCCGCCCAUCUCUUUGCAAUGACUAAAAUGAAUUCCCCCAUGGGGAAGAGCAUGUGGUAUGAUGGGGAGUUUUUGUACUCAUUCACCAUUGACAAUUCAACGUAUUCUCUCUUCCCCCAGGCGACCCCAUUCCAGCUGCCCUUGAAGAAAUGCGCGGUGGUGGGAAAUGGUGGGAUUCUGAAGAACAGUGGCUGUGGCCGUCAAAUAGAUGAAGCAAAUUUUGUCAUGCGAUGCAAUCUUCCUCCCUUAUCAAGUGAAUACACCAAAGAUGUGGGAUCCAAAAGUCAUUUAGUGACAGCGAACCCCAGCAUAAUUCGACAAAGGUUCCAGAACCUGCUGUGGUCCAGAAAGACAUUUGUGGACAACAUGAAAAUCUAUAACCACAGUUACAUCUAUAUGCCUGCCUUUUCUAUGAAGACAGGAACAGAGCCUUCCCUUCGGGUUUAUUAUACACUGUCAGAUGUCGGUGCCAAUCAAACAGUGCUCUUUGCCAACCCCAACUUUCUGCGCAGCAUUGGCAAGUUCUGGAAAAAUAGGGGAAUCCAUGCUAAGCGCCUGUCCACAGGACUCUUCCUGGUGAGCUCAGCCCUGGGUCUCUGUGAAGACGUGUCCAUCUAUGGCUUCUGGCCCUUCUCUGUAAAUAUGCACGAGCAGCCCAUCAGCCACCAUUACUACGAUAAUGUCCUUCCUUUCUCUGGCUUCCAUGCCAUGCCAGAAGAAUUUCUCCAACUCUGGUAUCUUCAUAAAAUCGGUGCACUGAGAAUGCAGUUAGACCCAUGUGAGAACACCUCUCUUCAGCCCACCUUCUAGGGACAAUGGAAAAAGAAAGAACUGAGCCAGGGUAUUUUUGUUAGGUUUUCUACAUAACUCCAAAAGGAAAUGGACAAGUUGUUUCAUGAAUUUGCAUGGGCUACUUGAAAAACAAAACAACUAAAACCCGAGGGAAUCUCUACUUUUAAUAUUGACUUGGAGAAUAAAUGAGAAAUGAAACAUCCUAGGAAAUAUUUUACAACACGUUGUGAAUUUGCAACUAUAAUAACAUGCUGGUGAAGCAUAUUUACAUGAUUCAAGUAGAAAUGGGUUUAUCACAACCAAGACUGAUCUCUUAACUGUUGAAGCUGAGGAACUAAUCAAAGGAAACGCCAGGGCAAAAGUGUUAUUUAUUAUCGACACAAACUGGAUUACUUAAAAAAACAACAAACCUAUCUUAUUAAGACUGAUAUUAGAACCAUAAGUUUUUAAAAAAUUAUUAUUUAUUUUUCCCCUAUUUAGGGGCAGUGAGUGGGUAAUGGGGUAGAUUUUUAAAAAUCCCUUACUGAGUAAUAAGGAUACAAAACAUUGCAGCUGAUUAUUGUGAUUUGUUGAACCAAGUCUUUGUUACCUAUAGUUCCCUCCAUUUUUUUAAAUGUUAAAUAAGUACUGCUUCCUCCCCCCGUUGUCAAGUCUACUUAGACAAUGUGAAGCAUUGUUGAAUUUAGACUGUGUUGAAUCAUAGUCUGGAUAACAUGAACCACUUUCCCUCCUCCUUAGAAUUUAGGGCAUACACUCAAUUUUAGGUCUAUAUUAUGUAAGCCUGUUUGUAUUACUGUUAAUACUUUUAUGUACAAGAACUACAAAUGUGAGUGCAUUAUUAUUUAUUUGUAAAUUGGCUUGUUUUCAUAAUUUAAUGUUUUCGAGAUGAAAUGAAGCACAAUGAGGUAUAGAUCAGUCUUUAGAUAACAGACUGGAAGGCACAUCCCCUGUCUACCAUGGCACAUUCACUCCAAGAGAAAGCAUUUGCAUGCUCACAUGCAAACACACACGUGCACACAAGCUCAUUCCUGCAGUUAGGGAAGCUGAACCCACAUUAUCUGCUAUGGCAAAAAUCUGUAAGUAAUGUUGGAGAGCUACAAGUGUAUUAUAUACUACACACUGCGCCUUGAUAGAAGACAAGACAGCUUAGGCAUUACUGCUCACAAUGCUCACACCAGCAUGAGGUGCAAGCUUUGCCCCCAGUUGCUUACCCAGAAUGAGCAGAAUUGUUUUCCCCCUUCUAACACCCACCAACAUCUCAUGAGUGGACUCUGCAUGAGCGUGGUCACACCAGGCAUGGUUCAUACAAGUAAAGGGGUGUGAACUAGUAACAGCUUAUAACAGGUAUGAGUACUUAGAAAAAUUGUUCCAUCCGCGUGGACACAUUAUAAGGAAACUCAAUUCCUUACAGUGUUCCCUGUAUGGUAAAGGAAGAACCCUUUAUUGUCUUUGUGCUUUGGGAUGCCUUAGUCUAACAAGCACCCCAGACUCUAGAAAUCACUAUAUUUCUUCUUUAAAUGUCACUAAGAUUUAUGUAAACAGUACCCAAAAGUUCUACCUGAUUUUCAAUGGUACAAACUCAGCAUACCAUGUAGAUUAAAACAGGUGGCAGUUUUUGGUGGGUUAAUUUAAAAGAUAUCAAGAUGACACAGCCCUUGGGAGAAAUUAUACACUAUUAGAAUACACAGUUUCUUUUUUUUUUUUUUUUUUUUUUUUUUUUUGUGUGGGACCCUCGUCAUGCGGGUGGCCAGGGAACGAACCAGCGCUGCAGAGGCUGCAGGCAGCCUCGCAGCCCAGCACUCAACCGCUACGCCACCAGGGGAGGCUAGGAUACACAGUUUCUAAAUAGGAUUAAAUAUUGAGGUUACUAGUGACAGUAGCAGCUAGAAUAUGACUUAUGAUAUAACAUUAAAUUUUAGAAUUUGCGUUUUAAUUGUGUGUACAACUGAUUUGCUGUCUGGAUACUAUAUGGUGACAAAAUUGUAAUGAGAAUAUACAUAAGUUAACCAUGUUAAAUAGUCACUCUGUGCAACCCUGAAUAUGUUUCCUCUUUUGAGUUCUCUGUAUUAUUUAAUAAUUAAAAACAAAUACAUUUUAACCUAUACCUCUAAUCAAAAUUGUAGAAGGGCUGAGGCAGAACACAUACAAAUGCUAAUGAAAUGUGUCUUUCAAAUUGUUAAAACUCCAUAAAGUUCCACUGAAAAUGCUAUUGUGAAAAUGGUACAUUUUGUUAAGAUUCCUGGGAUAGAUUUAUAAGUGGAUUUGUAGAAUGUUUAGUCUAUAAAUUGGUGGCCUCUAAAAAAUAAUACAGGAAAUGGUCAAAAAUGUUUAGGUCAGUAUUUCUCAACUGGUAUGCUUUCCUUUCCUCAUUUGAUGAUAUUUGGCAAUUUCUGGAGACAGUCUUGACUGACAUUUUGAUUUGAAGGCCCUAUUGGCUUCUGGUGGAUAGAGACCAGAGAUCUUGCUAAAUACCCUACAUGUAUAGGGCAGGCCCUAUGAUAACACAGAUUAAACCGAUACUGAAAUUUUUUAGAAUUUAGAAUUCACAACAUCUCAAAUGUUAGUGAUGCCCAGGUUAGAAACCCUGGGCUAGACCAAAAUGAUAUUUUGAUGGUUCACAUUUGUCAUCAAUUAAGGAUAUGCAUACUUGUCUAUGCUAUUCACUGUUACCAGAAUGUUUUCUUAAAGAAAAUUAAAAUUUGAUGUUUCUUUAUAGUGACAGCUCAUAUCUGUGCCAUACAUAUUUCCUUUCCUUAUGAUUGGAAGAUAGGUGCAUCUAAACCCAGGUGCAUGUGUGUGUGUAACGUAAAGUUACACAUCUCCAUCCUUAUUGAAAUACAUGUGUUUCUAAGAGAGGGCCUCCCUAGAGUUAACCUUGAUGAGGACUCCCGAAUACUCAAUAGAGAAGUUGAAUGCUAAACUCCAAUUAUUUUCUUUUCUUUUCUUUAAUUAUCCUUGUUUUAUAUUUC